AUGUCAGCUCAGGAAGAUAUCCGAAAAGCCGAAGAGAGCAUCAACUCUGCCCAAGCUAGGACUGGAUCCGGCCAAUCUCAAAGCGAUUCAACUGUGGAUUCCGGUGUAAACGAAAAUGUCACUUCCCAGUUUCCGGGUUCUACCGUCCAGGUUGGAGGAACUAAAAGGGGAGAUAAUCCCGUCAUCCCUGAUGAAGAAGGUGGGGAAAAGAGUAAAGUGACUGGCAGGCAAACCCGCGCAAACGAUUUUGAAGGCGAAGGUGGACCAGAAGACAAAGUCGCAGCUGCUGAAAAUGACAGACCCGGUGAUCAAGAUGUCACUGGGAACAUUCGAUCAUGA
Molecule: messenger RNA, 339 nt
Organism: Kwoniella shivajii
Lineage: Eukaryota; Fungi; Basidiomycota; Tremellomycetes; Tremellales; Cryptococcaceae
Exons: 3
Coding region: 1-339 (112 amino acids)
Source: RefSeq, a predicted model, not a curated record